AUGGAAGGGUUGUUUAUUAAACCAAAUUUAGAAUUGGUGGAUGUAGGGAAACUUGUUUUCGAACUAUAUGGUUUAAAGUUAAUAGAAAUGAAACCAUUAGAAAGUUAUGACGACACUAAUGUUUUUAUUCGCGUAGACCCCAAUAUUCAUCAGAAUAAGUUUUUAACCAAGAUAGAUACUAAUGGAUACACAUUAAAGAUACUCAAUUCACAGAAUACUAUAAACCAACCUAUUGAGUUGCAGCAUAGAAUAAUGAAGAAGAUCAAUGAAAGUGGUAUUAACACAACGGUACCAAUAUUGAAUAUAAAGGGAGAGAACUCAUCAAUACAAUCAUUGCCAGCAAGUCGAGGUGGUAAAGACUAUUUUUUGGUACGUUUAUUUAACUUUAUACCGGGGAUUCCAUACAAGGCAAUCAAUGUCACUCCGGCAUUAGCUUAUGAAGUGGGCUGUCUGGCAGGAAAAAUUGAUCAGUCAUUGAAGAACAUACAGAAUGAAAAUGAAAUGGCCUACAAUGUAUGGAGUAUGACAGCUAUACCCGAUUUAUUGUCAUCUUUACACUACAUUAAGUCAGAAGAGGACAGACGGUUGUUGUCUACGGUUAUUCAGAUGUUCAGUUCCAAGGUCAUGUCGAAGUAUACUACUUGGCCACAAG
Molecule: messenger RNA, 652 nt
Organism: Lottia gigantea (owl limpet)
Lineage: Eukaryota; Metazoa; Mollusca; Gastropoda; Lottiidae
Exons: 4
Molecular function (GO): amino acid kinase activity
Source: RefSeq, a predicted model, not a curated record